AUGUGGGGGGAAACACCGAGGCACAUGCUUACGAGGAAUACUACAACGGAACCAAAGAUCCAACUCAGAGCUCGCCCAAAUCCUACCAUUGACCUUGGCGCCGUCGACUGCUCCGUCUCCCUCACCCUGUGCGACCUCGACCUGCCCGACGCGCCCAUCAUCUACGCCUCCGACGGUUUCUGCGAGCUCACCGGCUACACGGUCCCGGAAGUCCUUGGCCGAAACCCUCGUUUCCUCCAGAACCCUCCGCCGGAGGCACGGUCUCUGAUCACGAGUGAAGACAGGGCCGCCAUCCGCCGCGUGUCUCGUGCCAUGGCGCAAUCGAAGGAGAUACAGCUCCCCAUCACAAAUUACAAGAAGGAUGGACAGCCCUUCAAAAAUAUCAUGAGCAUUGUACCACUGAAGCUGGGCCUGGGGGACGAGAUGCACAACUAUGCUGUUGGGCUACAAUGCGAGGUUUGA
Geosmithia morbida is the source of this 462-nucleotide messenger RNA. Its product is annotated as pre-rRNA-processing protein SRD1. The transcript has a single exon. Bases 1 to 462 code for a protein of 153 amino acids. The record is from RefSeq and is a predicted model, not a curated record. Gene Ontology annotation, cellular component: nucleus. Lineage: Eukaryota; Fungi; Ascomycota; Sordariomycetes; Hypocreales; Bionectriaceae.